AUGGCAUCGCGUCACCACUCACAAACCGACAUAUCACAUUGGACAGAAUCCCAGAUCUCAAUCAUCCAUCAAUGUUCUACAGGUGCGGUCUUACCUCACUUCCACUGCACCUUCCCCCAUUGUAUAAAAUCCUUACCCUCUUCUUAUCCUUCUACCUUGCCUCUGUUGCUCCUCUUCUGCUCCUCCUCCUUCCUCUCCUCCUCGCAGACUGCCCCACUGACUCUGUGCAAGGCAGCUCAGGUGUUCCUUGUCAAGAUCUGUGGAAAGAUGAAUAGCUACAGCUACUGUAGGUACCAAGAGAAGAACAGCUUGACAAGCUGUGAGGAGAUGAGGAUGGAAACAGUGAUUUGCCCCAAACCUCGCCGAUUAGGUCUCAUAAACCACUCUUCCAUUAUCACACACAUCAGACCUUUGAGGCACCCCAUCAGCUGCCAAUCUGAGGUGGAAGAUUCAGGAGUUGGGGCAGAGCUUUUGGACAUCAUCCUCCCCAAGGAAAGCUGCUACCUGGGAAGAUCCGGAGGGCAGGUGGAAGCAUCAUCACCACCGUUUUUCUGUGGAUCUCCUCCAAGCAGGGCCUCAAACCCUGUAAUUCAAGAUGAGCAAUUUGGUAAUGGGAGUUUUAGUCCAUAUACCGAGGCAUCCUCUACUUCAGCUCGUGGCUGUGCCCCAAUGAAAUUUGGUCACUCUCCAGCUGCUGUGAGGAUAGAAGGUUUUGACUGUCUUAACAGAGAUCGGAGCAGCUGCAGCAUAUCUGCCGUGGCAUAA
Molecule: messenger RNA, 765 nt
Organism: Sphenostylis stenocarpa
Lineage: Eukaryota; Viridiplantae; Streptophyta; Magnoliopsida; Fabales; Fabaceae
Source: the annotation of a GenBank genome assembly